Messenger RNA from Bicyclus anynana (squinting bush brown), 2036 nucleotides. RefSeq names its product chitin deacetylase 1 (gene ChLD3). Gene Ontology annotation, biological process: carbohydrate metabolic process. The transcript has 10 exons. Lineage: Eukaryota; Metazoa; Arthropoda; Insecta; Lepidoptera; Nymphalidae. The coding region runs from base 109 to 1677 and encodes 522 amino acids. Gene Ontology annotation, cellular component: extracellular region. The record is from RefSeq and is a predicted model, not a curated record. Gene Ontology annotation, molecular function: protein binding; chitin binding.
ACUUAUUUAUUCUGUAACUUUUACCGUUUCCUUUAGUUAUGAUAGUUAAAGAAAGCUAAGUUUUUUACGACAACGAUUCAGUAUUCGAGUGGAGUCUGAGCUUGUAACAUGGCUCGCCUUUCACGUCUUCAAGUCGUGUUUACGUUAGUUAUAUUAGGAACACAUGGCAAACAUGUUGUCAAACGAAGUUCGAGCGAAAUAAAGUGCUAUGAAAAUGGACGGUUUUACAGAAAUCCCGACCGAGCCGACGACGUAAUCUGGACGAGCGACGAAUGCUCGCGGUACUACCUCUGUUUGGACGGCGAAGUGUUCGACUUCCAAUGCACCAAGGGACUGUUGUUUGACGUCAAUCGGCAACUGUGUGACAUGCCGCAAAACGUGCACAACUGUGAAGUAACGACAGAGACAGUGAUACCAAAACCGCAGCUGGAGAGCGCUCACUGCGCCAAUGAGACCCACCUCGGGUGUGCUGAUGAUGUCUGCGUGCCAGCGGAAUACUUCUGCGACGGCUCCAUGGAUUGCGACGAUGGCUCCGAUGAGGGUUGGUGUGAUGUCAAAUCCGACCCAAACUCGGCAGCACCGUGCGAUCCCGGUCUAUGUCUCCUACCAGAUUGUUUCUGCACAACUAAUGGCACUGAAACGCCUAACAACCUUGUACCAAGCCAGACACCUCAAAUGAUCACCCUAACAUUCGACGGUGCAGUAAACCAUGAAAACUGGGACAUUUACACGCGACAGUUGUUCACGGCGGAGCGCACGAACCCCAACGGAUGUCCUAUUAAAGCGACAUUCUUCGUCUCUCACCCGUACACCAAUUACCGGCACGUGCAGAAACUGUGGAACGACGGUCACGAGAUUGCUGUCCACUCAAUCACUCACCGUGGUCCAGAAGAAUGGUGGUCCAAAAACGCGACUAUUGAGGAAUGGUUCGACGAAAUGGUAGGCCAAGCGAACAUUAUUAACCGAUUCGGUCGAGUUUGGAUGGAAGAUUUCAGAGGAAUGCGAGUACCGUAUUUGUCGGUGGGCUGGAACAGGCAGUUUCUCAUGAUGCAGGAGUUUGGGUUCGUGUAUGAUGCUACAGUGGUGGCGCCCGUCUCCGAUCCACCGUACUGGCCUUACACAUUAGAUUACAAAAUGCCUCAUAAUUGCGCUGGUAACAAUCAAUACUGCCCAACAAGAAGCUACGCUGGGGUGUGGGAAAUGGUGAUAAAUCCUCUGAUAGACGGUGGGCACACGUGCGCCACGCUAGAGUAUUGCCCCUCCACUCUCAGCGGAGACGAUGUCUAUAACGUACUCAUAAACAAUUUCAAGCGACAUUAUUUGAAGAACAGAGCACCGUUUGGGAUACACCUCAAUUCUACCUGGCUGAAGAACAAUGAUUAUCUCAAUGCCUUUAAGAAAUUCACUGAGGAGAUACUAAAGCUGCCGGAUGUAUAUUUCGUAACAUACCGCGAAGUCAUCGACUGGAUACGGCGACCGACACCAGUUUUACAACUCAAGAAGUUCCAACCCUGGCAGUGCAACAAACGACAAUUUGCAGAAUCAGAAAUCGCUUGUAGCAAACCUAAUACUUGUAAACUACCCUCCAAAGUGUUGGAACACGAUAAAUACAUGAUCACUUGCAUGGACUGCCCGAAGAGUUAUCCGUGGAUACGAAACGAAUUCGGAUUCGAAUAAACGUAUAUUUACUUUUAAAUUGCAUAAAGACAAAGAAUAUACCUUAUAGACAAAUUGAAGUUACCAAUAUCUUAUAUGUUUUGUACAUUUUUUAGUUUUAAGAAUACAUAGAUUAGGAGUUCAUUUGUAUUGAAAAGAUAAUUACUUGUGUUGCAGUUAAGCUUUAAGUGUUGUGAAAUCUAACUGUUAAAUACAAUCAAGUAAAUGGAGCCUAAUUUAUCUUUAAGUUAAGAUUUUAAUUUAUUCUCUUGUAUCAUAAGUUUUGAAUGAUGUAGUGUGCUUGUAUGGUUGAUUAUCGUAUUAUAAUUUAUUAUUUUAUGUUUUUUUUAUAAUAAAAUAACUGAAGUAUAAUAUUUUUA